Paralichthys olivaceus (Japanese flounder) is the source of this 1752-nucleotide messenger RNA. RefSeq names its product NADH:ubiquinone oxidoreductase subunit V3 (gene ndufv3). The record is from RefSeq and is a predicted model, not a curated record. Gene Ontology annotation, cellular component: mitochondrion. Lineage: Eukaryota; Metazoa; Chordata; Actinopteri; Pleuronectiformes; Paralichthyidae. Gene Ontology annotation, biological process: mitochondrial ATP synthesis coupled electron transport.
CUGUCGCGUUUACCCCACAGUCUUUGGUUACCUCAGUUUCCCACCGGAGCAUAACACAGGGAACACAAAAUGGCGACAUCCAUGCUGCGAUUAGGUCGACUGGGUUCUUUCAAGUGUCUCCAGUUGGAGAGCUUGGGUGUCCUGAGGAGUGGCUCAGCUGCUGCGCUCUGCACUCAGGCUGAAGAGACAGCGAAUCCAACAAAAAAGACCAAGGCUGCAAGUAAGACAGCAGAGACACCAGAUGAGAGAGCAACUCUACUAGCCUACAAGACUGCAGUUGCCUUCCCAGUUAGAUUUUCACAGCCCUGGGUUUUUCCCACACAGUCUAUAGAGGUAGCUGAACCAGUGGCCAGUUCCACUGCCACUACAGAAGCAGUAGUUGCUGCCGCACCUACAUUGCCUGUCACUGUUGCCAGUGAUCCAUCUGUAGCUAUGCCACAGACAGAAGAGGCUGCAUCUGCUUACUCACAUCCGGCUCCCAGCCCAGAUGUUGCUCAGGUUGUUGAUGACACUCCUCCAUCUGUAGUUGGCACAUCAGCUGAGCCCCUGGUCAGUGCAGCUAGCAAAACACUAGAACCAUUUGACAGUCCCACUGCAGCCUCUCCCUUAGAUAAUGGGGUCCAAAACACUGCACCUUCCUCUGAUCCAGCAGCUGAUAUAUCUUCAUCCUCAUUGUCCAGCUCAGACUCUGAUUCCGACUCUGACUCUGACUCUGACUCUGACACUGGCUCUGGGGAUGAGAAGUCAGAAGUGAGGACUGAGACCAAGACCUCACCACCACUUGUGGCAGAACCUAUGAAUGAAGAAGCAGAAGUUCAUAUGGUCACAUUAGAGAUGAAGGAAGGCACAAUUGAAGAUAAGAAGGAAAUUUCAGAAGAAAAUGUAGAUUUUUCUGCUCCUGCUGUUAAUGCUGAUCAUGACACUGCUCCAACAGUCUUAGCCUCCAUAGAAGCAGCUCAAGCUACCAUGGAGACACCCGCUGUCAAUUCUAAUGAGUUGGUAGAUUCUGCUUCUGAGAUCUGCACUGCUGCAGAAGACACUCUAGAGGGCACUGUCAGUAGCACUGUCUUAGCUGAGGCUGCUUUGAACCCUGCUCCACAAGUGGUAGAGGACAUUGCACAACCUGCUGACCCUGGUUCUCAUGUAGAAGCUCCAGCUGAAGUUAUGGCCGAGGCUACAAAUCCAGAAAAAAAUCCAUCUGAUGCUCCUGUUGAAACUACAGAUUGUGCCUCUGCUGAAGCCCUUGGAGAAUCUGCUGAAGCAGCCCCUGAAGAAGCUACUACAGAGCCUUCAGAGGCUCAAGCUGCCCCCGCUCAAGUUGCUGCUGAGACUGCAGCUGAAGUGUCUGCUCCUGUGGAAAGCCCCAAGGAGCUGAUGGACACUGCUCCAGUAAUAGCUGAAGCUGUAGAAGCAGACCUGCAGGCAGAGGCCACAGUUGAACCAUCUGAGGAGAUUGCUGCAGCGGCACCUCCUGAGCCUGAAGAGCCAUUUGACAACAGCACUUAUAAAAACUACCAGCACCACUGCUACACCCCCUACACAUUUGCUGACCUGGAUGUAGAGAUGGCAAAGUUUCGUCUCCCUCAGCCGUCGUCUGGCAGACCCUCACCCAGACACUAGAGGAGCGUAUAGCUAAAAACCACAAUAUUUUGGUGAUGCUGUUUUUUCCAUAAGGUCAUCCCCCACCAGUCACAGCUUGAGCUUCGGCUGUUAAAAAUCUAACAUUAUUAAAGUUCACAAAUAGGAAAUUAA